AUGAAUGAUCUACCACAAAUGAUUACAACCGACGAUAUCAUAUUUUUUUCAGAAAAAUAUAUAAUCGAAAAUUCUGAACAGUGUUUUACUGUUUCAUAUGCAAGCAUUCUUGGCACUAAUCAUGAAUCUAAUAUUACCAAUAUUCCCAAUAUUUCUUUAUAUGUACCUCGCUGUAUGUUUUCAGCAUUUGUAACUCGUGCUUCAAAAAAAGUUGCAGAUUUUAUUCAUUUCAGGGUAGAAUGUCUUGAGUAUAAUUCAGUUACCAGUACAGCCAAUGUUAAAAUACAAAUGACUGCCUUUUAUCACUCUCAAUCAACUAGAUUUAAAAAAUAUUUAGAUCCUUUAGGAUCUUAUAUUAAAUUAGAUCACAAUUAUCUUAUUUCAGAUCUUAUCAAAUUUUCAACAUCUGGAAAAAUAAUGAUAGAAGUGACAGAUAUAGACUAUUUAAAAACUUUGAAUACGAAUAAUAAUAUGUUUGAAAGUUCUACUUCGACAAUAUCUAAUACUAAAUCAAUAAUUGAUAUCAUUAGCGAUGAUAUCAAAUUUUCAGUUAAACCUGAUACUAGUACCGCCUAUAAAGAUAUUCAAGAAAAUCAAAAAAAGGACAAUCAGAUCACAAAAAUAAAGCAGUUAUUAAUUUAG
Molecule: messenger RNA, 642 nt
Organism: Racocetra persica
Lineage: Eukaryota; Fungi; Glomeromycota; Glomeromycetes; Diversisporales; Gigasporaceae
Source: the annotation of a GenBank genome assembly